UUCGGCAUGCACAAUAAAAUUAUAACACAGAUGGAUAUUUUGGGAAAUUGGAUUACAGAGGAUAUGGGAAGCAUUUAAUUGCUUCCCUUCAGCUGCAAUGAACUGAAGAUAAGAUCAUUGGUUCGGUUAUAACAGAAAGAGCUAAAAUGGCAGAUAAGACAACAAAGCAGGCCCAACAGAAAUUUACAAACCUGCGUAAACGCCUUGACCAACUUGGGUAUCGGCAAACUUUAGGAUUAGAAUCACUUCCAUUGGUGGAAAAGCUGUUUUCAGACCUAGUACACACAACAGAGAGUCUGAAACAUGCAAAACUAGAUCUUGGGAAACAGGAUGUUGAACACAAAGACUUUGACACAGCAGUUGAACCAUACAAAAGUGACAAUGCCAAACUUGUGAAGGAAAAUAAUGAUCUGCAUCAACAACUAAUAAAACACAAGGAAGACUCGGAUGCAGUUAUUAGAGAACUGAAGGCUUCACUACGCAAAUUAGAACAUGAAAAUGCUGACCUCAAGUUUCUCAGCAACCAGUAUGUACAUAAGGUCCGACAGCUGGAGAAAGAGUCCAAAGCCAAGUCUGAGCGCAUCCUUCACCUACAGGAGAAAAAUUUCCAUGCUGUUGUACAAACACCAGGUGGUAAGAAGAAGAGCAUUCCGUUUCGGAGACAGCGUAUGGAGAUUGACACAGCUGUGCCUGACUUUGAUGGUCCCAGUAGACCAAUGUUGUUGUCUACAGAUGACCCUUAUGUUGCUGACCUCCUCCAAGUGGCAGAUACACGGAUAUCAGAACUAGAGAGACAACUCUCCGUCUUCAGAGACGAAAAGGAUGUGAUUGAUAGAAAGCUGAAGAACUUCAGACAGCAGGUUGAAGGUCGUGAUGAUGAGAUAGAACGCCUUACCAAAAUGUUAGACGGCGGCCGACCCUCAGACGUGGUGGCCCUGGAGGCCAGGAACCGCGCCAACGAGAGGAUGAUAUCUCAUCUCAACAUACAGAUUGACUUCCUCCAGCAGAAGACACGAGAGAUGGAGAGAAAGUUACAUGACAGCAACAACGAACGUGACGACUGUGAAUCACAACUUUCUAAACUGCAACUGAAGAAUCGUGAACUGGAAUCUCGUAAUCGAGAGUUAGAGUAUGAUCUGAAGGACGUUGAUUUGAUGGCUAAACGUCUCCAGGUCGACAAAGAAGAUGUUGUAAAAACAGCAGACCGGGAAAUGGGCGAGGCAAAGGAUGAACUAGAGAAGUCAAGACAUGAACUAGAAGACCUGGACCUUAACUUGGCUCAGUUAAAAGCUGAGAACCAACGAAUUAUCAAGGACUACAAUGAAUCCAAGGCACAACUUUCCAUAAAAAAUGGUGAUCUACUUCGUCUAGAGGAAUUGCUGGAUCGUGUCUCAGAGGACAAGAAGCGCCUUAGCCAUCGUGUCAACAAACUUAUGUCCAAUGAGAAAGAACUGGUACUUGAAAUCGAGAAACUCAAGAGAAAGAAUGGUCCCAGUGUUGGAGGCAAGAAGACUAAAACGCCAAGUAAACUGGACGCAUUUAUUCGCAGUCUUGAGGAGGAGAGAAACUACUACCGUGAUCAGUCAGACGCUCUUCAGAAAAUGUUACGAGGCGAGAUUCCUUCACGAGGACGUAGCCCGUCCCACUCUCGCACAUCGUCACGUUCUGCCAGUCCUGUUAGAGAGGUUGCCUCCUCCAAGUCUGACAAAAAGACACUGGUUCAGUAUGAGACGAUCCUGCGGGUGCUAGAGGAGGAAAAGGACUAUUACAAGAAAGAGUAUGAGGUCCUCAAGGCACUAAAGAAGUCCUCCUCUUCUGCCAGAGCCACCCCCACAAAGGGUGUGUCAGAGGAUCCAGAGGUUUCCAAGUUGAUAAGGGAAAGAGAUGAGAUGCGGGCAUUAUUAGAUAAAUUUGAACGCCACAUGGCAGAGAUCCAGGCCAAUGUAAAGGUGCUGACCGCUGAACGAGACAAGCUCAACACUAUGUAUGAAGAGUCUAAAGAUGAGCUCCACAGAGUGCGGAGAGAAAUGGUGCGAUCCCCAAAAUCUCCGAAGACAUCACUGGCAGCACAGGCAGUUCUACGACGUGUGGAAUGUGAACGUGAUGAUGCACUCUCUGACCUUCGACGCAUGUCAACAGAAAGAGACAGUCUGAGAGAGAGACUGAAGAUCGCCACAGAGACAUCACUGUCAGAUCGAGCCAAGUUGGAACAGAGGAUUGAGGACCUUGAGUCCACCAUUUCCACCGUGGAUGUUGAGAAGAGGGAAUUUGUACUGCGGAUUUCAACCAUAAAGGAAGACCUCCGAAGUUAUGAAGAACAAGUGCGAGAGCAGGCCAUUCGACUGACACAGGUUCAGGAUGAGGCUUCACAGGCACGCUCCACCGCAGCUCAGAUGAAGAUGUUGGCAGAGGAGACAGAAAAGUCCCUAGAGGAGACACAAAAACGCCUCGGCAACAACGAAAAGAAUCUUCACUCACAAGAGCAACACAAUGCUGAAAUAGAGGAUCGUAACUCUGAUUUGUCGCGAACCAACCAGCUAUCACGGGAGGAGAUUGCCCAACUCCGAACCACCAUCAGUGCCCUGGAUCGUGAGAAGGACUCACUGCAGCAUGCUGUUGAUGACAAGACAGAAAGAAUGGCCAGAUUGACAGAUGACAUCUUACACAAGGAAAAGAUAAUGGGUGAUCUGAAGAUAAGGAUCAGUGAGCUGGAGGCUCAGAGAGAACAUUCCAGUGAGAGCCACAAUAUGAAAGAUCGGGAAUUGAAGAGCAUGCGUCGACAACUAGACAGUACAGGUGAAGACUUGAGUGAAACAAGCCGCAGCAAGGAUAUUGCACUUCGUGAGAAUAGACGUCUUCAGGAUGAUCUUGCCAUCAUGACAAGAGAAAACCAGAAAUUAAACCAAGAGUUGCAGGAUGCCCUUGAUGAGAAGGAGACGAUGAAGGGUCAGGCCCAGGAUUACAUGCUAGAGGUCAAACGCACGGAGGAACAUCUCUCUAAAAAGGAACAAGAGCGAAGUGACCUUCUGGACCAGUACAGAGCCUUGUCAGUGGAGGCGGAGCAGUACCAGACCUCCACUCACCAGCUGGAGAGUGAGGGCUCUAACCUUCGACUGGAGAUCAUGACAAAGGACUCUGAGCUCCGACGUGUCAGGGACAGGCUGGAAAACUUAGAACGGGAAGUCCAAGAGCAUCUGAGUGCCCAGCAGGCUUAUGAAUUACAGAUUUCCAGUCUCACAAGGUCAGUGGCAAACUUAGAGGAAAAUCUACGCCAGGCAGAAGAGGACAAACAGAACCUGCUGGUUGAUCUGGCUGCCGUCAGGGAGCUGUGUGCUAAACUAGAGUCUACAAAGGAUUCACUGCAACGUCAACUCACCUCAGCCAGCCUAGACAAGGAACAGCUCCAGACAAUAAUGGAGGACAUGCGUCAGGAGACAGAGCUGCUGAAGAGCCAGAUGACAUCGGAGCGGACGUCUGUGAAGAGUCUGGAGGGAAUACUACAGUCAAACAGAGAGAAAGAGUUCCAGUCUCAAUUGUCAGCUCAAGAGAAAUGUGCCGAGAUACAGAUGCUGAAGGAUCGACUUUCUCUCAAUGAAAGCAAGAUCCAAAGUUCAGGUCGUGAGAUUGCCAGUCUGCGGACCAGAAAUGUGGAACUGGAAGGAGAUGUGGAGCGCCUAAGGAGGUCACUUACCAGUGAGAAGUUUGAACGAGAGAGAGCCAUUCAGGAGCUGAGGAGACAUGGUCUGACUCCCCCAAUACCCACUAUGGAAUACUCUUCGUCCUAUUCUUAUACAAAAACCACAACCCAUAAUAGUCUGACAACUUCAAGAUCAAGGUCUCCCAGUCCUAGAAGGAGCCAGAGUCCCGACAUGUACCGCAGUUCAUCUAGUAGGCGGAAUCUAACACCAGAUCGUCCCAGCUAUCUAGAUGAUCCACUAGACACCUCAGUUAAAAGUAUUGGGCAGGAUUAUUCCUGAUCCUAGAUGCUAAUUAGUGGCUAAUUGAUGCUG
Pecten maximus is the source of this 4010-nucleotide messenger RNA. RefSeq names its product centrosomal protein of 135 kDa-like. The transcript is spliced from 25 exons. Lineage: Eukaryota; Metazoa; Mollusca; Bivalvia; Pectinida; Pectinidae. The coding region runs from base 147 to 3977 and encodes 1276 amino acids. The record is from RefSeq and is a predicted model, not a curated record.